CCCAAAUCCUUUGACUUUGGAGCCCCCGUUGGUGACUUUUCCAUGCGGCCUCGCAUUUGAUGAGCGAACGCCCCAGCAACUUGCUGGAGGUGAGAAACACCUUGCAUCAUGUACUGCGUCAAGUGGAUUCGAAUGGGGAUGGCUACAUAGACAAAGACGAGCUCUAUUUCGUGUUGGAUAGAGUGGGCACGUUCAAAAAAGCCAAGUGGUCCAAUUUGCAGGAGACACUGGACAAACUACUGGCAGGUUUGGACACGAAUUCUGAUGGCUUCGUCGACAUACAAGAAUUCAUCGAUUGGGUACUUCUUGACAAGACCGCAUGCACUUCGCAUUGCCUCCAGAUCCAGCAUGUGUUCCUUUCUGCGGAGGACGAAGCGCGCAUGGAACGCAUUGCCCUCUUUGAGCUGGAAGCCAAGGAAAACAAUGACAUCCUCGUGCGAGCUGGAUUGGGUGAAUUGAUGGAUCCCAAUCGACUCCUCUUGUCAGUGGGAUCUUCAUCAACCCAGGCCUAUGAUUCCAAAGGUCUUACGCUGUCAGUCCCAACCGGGACGAAGGUGGCGAAUGAUGGAGCAUUGGAAGAACUGAUUUCUGCAAUCAAAGGAGCAGGCUUUUCAUACAAGCAGAUCAUUCUCAUCAACUCUAUCGGCUACUUACUACAGCCAUCUGAUCCUGUUCUUGUGGAUCUGGACGAGCUGGCAAGACGAGCGCCGCAUAGUGCAGCUCAUCGCUUUAACAGCGCUCUUCGGAAGGCAUUCCCUGAAGCGUCGAUACGCGUGUACAACAGAGCAAAGGACCCUGGUACAAAACGCUACAAGUUUCCCCAGCUCUUCAAUGACUUUAGCUUGUCGUUGACCAAGGGUUGUGGCUUGCCGAUGGUAGUAUUGGACUUUCACCCUGAUGUCAUCGUUGACUGGGGUGGAACAUCCUACAAGGUCUUCCUGAACGGCAAACGCAUCGGAACUGAGGUCAUGGAUGCCAAUGCAUUUCUCUGUGAGGGUGGCAUCUUGCGUAGAGAGCGUAUCCCGCAGGCCAUCAAGGAAAUUGAGUCGUCUGUGAUGGCGCUGCUGGAGAGAGAAGGCCUAGGGACCUUCAUGGACAAGAAGGUUUUGAUCGCUCAAACCGGGAAAGCCCGUGAGUUGGCGUUGAGUACAGAGUGUCAGUGCUAGCUGACCUGUGAUAUAUCUGUGGUGAACGGUACAGACGAACGUACAGGCACUCAGUUGGCUGCUCAAGGAGCAGUUGACUUGGGAUUCAGAUUUCCAAGCUUGUUUUGGAG
Molecule: messenger RNA, 1276 nt
Organism: Cladocopium goreaui
Lineage: Eukaryota; Dinophyceae; Suessiales; Symbiodiniaceae
Source: the annotation of a GenBank genome assembly